Messenger RNA from Oldenlandia corymbosa var. corymbosa, 2653 nucleotides. NCBI's taxonomy places the organism in Eukaryota, Viridiplantae, Streptophyta, Magnoliopsida, Gentianales, Rubiaceae. The record is from the annotation of a GenBank genome assembly.
UAUGACCCCCUCGUCUUGUACAAUUUCCUUUCUAUAACUCUUGACCCAAAUCAUCCUCCACCCGUUUUUAGUUUUUACUCCAUUUUGAUUUUAUCCCAUUUUCCCUAGUACAUUAUUUCCUACUCCUGAGCCCCCACUUUCCUCACCUUCUACAGAUUGCAGGUUUUGCAGCUAAUUUAACCCACAAUUUUAUUUUAUUUUUUACCCACAAAAUAAAUUACAUAAACCUUGUUGUAUAUCGAUUAUACGCCUACGGCCUACUUUUCCUAAUUUCGGGUUGUUCUAAACAAAUGUGUGAAUAUAGUUCACCAAAUAGUGUGUUAAAUUACCCAGAAAGGAUUUGCCUUUUCUUCGACUGCCUCGGUGGGAGGAAGCAAUUUCGUAUCCCAAAUCAAAAUCCAACGCCUUUAUUACAAAUUCCAAUUUGCAAAUUGGACAUUCAAUCUCUCACACUCACACGUCCCCCUAGUGCUACUACUUUUUACUUGCCCUCUAUUCUUUUCAAACCCCGACCUCUAAAAACUUUUUCUCUUUUCCGAGUAGUUGACAACUCUCUCUCUUCUCCCCUUUCUCUCUGUCUCAACCUUUCUUUCUCAUGCAGCAGGAGCAGAGGGACUCUGCUCAAACUCCGAGCCCAAUUCAAAUCCUGACUCGCUAAACAAUUUUGAUCGUCUCUCUUUUCAGGCGACAUAUUUUCUUCACCAAAAAAAAAAAGAAAGAAAGAUUAUCAUGGCCGCUCCUCCAAAACACUUGCACGAGCUUCUCCAACAAGAUCAGGAGCCUUUCCAAUUAAAGAAUUACAUCAACGACAGGCGUUCUCAGCUCAAAAGACCAACUCCCACAACUACUACUAAUUACAUUCAUCCCAACACGACUUCAUCAUCUUCUGCAAUACAAAUCAAGAAGCGCAACCCUGUCUCCUUGACUAAUACUAAUAAUUCCACCAUCUCUAAACGGAGUCUCUGCAAACAUGCUUGCUUCUUCUCCUUCAACGAUUCACCGGACGUAAGAAAAUCACCUUUUCCUGAUUUCCGUUCUCCGGCCAAGAGCCCUUGUAGUACUAGUACUAGUAGUGGUAGGACUAAAAAUGGUACGGUUUACCUCCACGUUCCGGCCCGGACGGCUGCUUUACUUCUCGAAGCCGCAAUGAGGAUUCAGAAACAGCAAUCUUCUCCCUCCUCUUCGUCUAUUUUGAAACCCAAAUCACAGAACAAGAACAUGGGUUUUGGAUUGUUUUCUUCCAUUAUUAAGAAGCUUAAAGAUCGGAGCCGGAACAGAAAGUGCGGAAUUCAGGGCACCGAAUCCGAAAUUCCGGCAAAGCUCGAGGUAGAAAAUGUGGCUGGGGCGAGUUCGAGCGAGGAGGUCUGUUCUUGUUCUUACCAUAACAGUAGGCUAAGCAGUGCCGGGUGGUCGGAAAGCAACGAAGAGAAAUCGUUGGAUAUGGAAACUUCUACCAGUAGCUAUAGGUCACCGGAUUACGAGGGAAUGGAUUUUGGAGCCCAACACAGUGCCGGGAUAUUGAGUUGUUCAUCUUGUGAAAGUCAGUUUUGUUCUAGUCCAUUAAGUCCGUUUAGAUUUUCCCUCCAGAAAAGCCCGUCUUCCGGUGGCCGUCGCACGCCUGAUUUCUCCCCGCCGGCAGCAUCUCCGAGUCGCCGCAGGAAUGAGGGAAAGAAGAAAUUAUACGAAGGAAAUGGUUUUGCAGAGGAAUCUAAACAAGUGGAACCGGAAGAGGAAGAAGAGAAGGAGCAGUGCAGUCCAGUAUCAGUAUUAGAUCCUCCAUUCGAAGACGAGGAUGAUGGACAUGAAGAAGAGGAUGAGGAGGACGAAGAUGAAGAUUACGACGAUGAUCUGGAAUGCAGUUUUGCAUUUGUACAGAGAGCGAAGGAGCAGCUCUUGCACAAGCUUCGUCGAUUUGAGAAACUCGCGGAGCUUGAUCCGAUUGAACUUGAGAAAAGAAUGAUGGAACAACUGGAUGGGGACGACGAGAAUGAAAGCGAAGAUAAUGUUGAAGAAGAGAAGUGCGCCGCGGAUAACGAAUUCCCAUCGCCAUCAAUGCAAAGAGGUAGCAGCAGUAACAGCUAUCUCGACUCAUUUGUGAAUGAAGUGUGCAUCAAAUCAAGCCUCCAGAGCCGUAGGAAACUUCCAACAGAUAUGAAGAGGCUAGUUUCAGACUUGAUCUCGGAAGAGAAUCGUGAGGUUCGGUUCCUGGACAACAAGGAAAUGGUGGUUGGCAGAGUUUGCAAGAAGCUGGAUUCCUGGAAAGAAGUGGAAUCUAACACAAUAGACAUGAUGGUGGAAUUGGAUUUCAGAACUGAAAUGAAUGAGUGGAAGAAAUUCCAAGAACAAAGGGACGAAAUUGCAGUUGGAAUCGAGUUUGCCAUAUUUGGUGAACUGCUGGACCAAUUAUCAGAAGAGCUACUACUAUUAUAAUCAUCAAGUCAUGCCCCCUCUUGAAUUUCUGAGCUGUUUAUUUUUAACUUUGAGGAAUAGAAUUACCCAUCUAACUUGUAUCAUGUACAUUUUUUUAGUAGUAUUACUCAAUGGAGAUAUUUAUUAAUUUACAUAAUGCAAUGAUCCACAUCUUUAUCCUGAUCAACACAUUAUGGCCAAAUUUAAAAACUAUGCUAAAGAAAAAGCAAGUAUUCUUUCUGCU